Molecule: messenger RNA, 3187 nt
Organism: Corticium candelabrum
Lineage: Eukaryota; Metazoa; Porifera; Homoscleromorpha; Homosclerophorida; Plakinidae
Product: importin subunit beta-1-like
Exons: 23
Coding region: 94-2688 (864 amino acids)
Biological process (GO): protein import into nucleus
Cellular component (GO): nucleus; cytoplasm
Molecular function (GO): small GTPase binding; nuclear import signal receptor activity
Source: RefSeq, a predicted model, not a curated record
UGAAAACCGACCAAUCGCGCCAUUUGGCACAGCGUUACGCUUGGAAGCGUUUGUACGAACUGAAACGUAAGAGGCGCGAGGGUAGGUUGAAUCAUGGAGCUGUACCAGGUGUUGGAAGCUACUACAUCUACAGAUAAGGUGAUUCUGCAAGAGGCGGAAAGAUGUUUGGGUGAAGCUGCAGAAUCCAACUUGCCUGGUUUUCUUGUCUCACUGUCUGCUGAACUGGCCAAUGUAAGUAGAAGUUCUGUUGUUCGGUUUGCGGCUGGCUUGCAGCUGAAGAACUAUCUAACAGCAAAAGAUGCAAAACUGCGAGAGCUUUACCAACAACGGUGGUUGACAUUUGAUGAAGCAUUACGAUCACACAUCAAGCACAUGGUUUUGCAGACUCUUGGAUCAGAGGGCCGAUCUCGAUCAUCGGCUGCUCAAUGUGUAGCUUACAUUGCUUGUGCAGAACUUCCUAAUAGUGGAUGGCCAGAACUCAUACCAACACUUGUACAGAACUGCACUGCUACAGGAAGCACAGAAAAUGUAAAAGAGGCUUGUAUGGAGGCUAUAGGAUAUAUUUGUGAAGAAUUGAAUCAAGAUGUGAUACGUGCUCAAGCAAACUUGAUUCUAACGGCUGUCAUCCAGUGCAUGAGAAAAGAGGAACCAAGCAGUCGCGUACGACUUGCUGGUGCAAGGGCAUUGCUAGCAUCACUGGAUCUGACGAAAGCAAACUUUGAGAAAGAAAGUGAGAGACAUUUCAUUAUGCAAGUUGUUUGUGAAGCAACACAGAGCACACAUACAGAGGUGAAAGUGUGUGCUCUCCAGAAUCUUGUCAAGAUCAUGUCUCUUUACUAUCAACACAUGGAGACGUACAUGGGACCUGCUUUAUUUGCUAUUACUCUUGAUGCUAUGAAAUCUGAUAUUGAUGAAGUAGCUCUUCAAGGUAUUGAAUUUUGGUCAACAGUUUGUGAUGAAGAGACGGACCUAGUAAUUGAAGCUGCAGAGGCUGCAGAUGGUGGAUAUCCACCAAGGCAAACGAGUCGGUUUUAUGUGAAGGGAGCUUUGCAGUAUCUCGUUCCUAUUCUUAUGCUCAGGCUUACACAGCAGGAAGAGUUCGAUGACGAGGAUGAGUGGAAUCCAUGCAAAGCUGCUGGAGUUUGCCUCAGUUUGAUGGCAAACUGUUGUGAGAAUGAGAUUGUGCGUCAUGUCAUUCCGUUUGUGAAGGACCAUGUGAAGAGCGAAGAUUGGAAAUUUAGAGACGCCGCCAUCUUAGCAUUUGGGGCGAUUCUGGAAGGGCCGGAUCCGAAGGCAUUGACGCCGUUGGUUAUACAGGCAAUGCCAACACUUAUAGAAAUGAUGAAAGAUGUGAAUAUAGUUGUCCAAGACACAGUGGCUUGGACGAUAGGAAGAGUGUGUGGUCUCCUACCUGAAGCGGCAUUAAAGGAAGAAUAUUUGAUGCCACUUCUCGAAGCAAUGUGUGAAGGAUUAGACAAAGAGCCUCGUGUAGCUUCUAAUAUUUGUUGGGCUUUUUCGUCAUUGGCCGAGGCAGCUUUUGAGGCAGCUGAGGUUGCAAGAGACCAAGAUUGCCCCACGACGUAUUGUCUGUCGCCUGUGUAUGCAACACUUGUACAGAAAUUGUUGCAUACAGCUGACAGAUCAGAUGGCAGUCAGAGCAACUUGAGAUCUGCAGCGUAUGAGGCUCUUAUGGAAAUAGUGAAGAACAGUCCAAAGGAUUGCUAUGCAACUGUUCAAGAGACGACACUUGUUAUUCUUCAAAGGUUGAACACGGUUCUAAGUCUUCAUGCGCCUGCGGGUGAGAAUGAUCGCGCACAAGUUACAGAUAUGCAGUCAUUGCUGUGUGCUACAUUACAGAGUGUAAUACGAAAAAUGAACAAGCAAGACGUGUUACAGAUUGCAGACAAUGUUAUGACUGCUCUUCUAAGAAUGAUGAGCUUGAGAACAAGUGGUAUUCUGGAAGAUGCUCUCAUGGCUACUGGCAGUGUUGUAGAAGUUCUUGGUCCUGAUUUUAUAAAGUAUUUUGAAUCGUUCAAGCCUUUUCUACUCGCUGGACUAAGUGAUCAGGAAGACCAAAUGGUUUGCCAGGCUGCUGUAGGUGUUGUUGGAGAUCUUAGUCGUUCACUACAAGAGAAGCUAGUGCCGUACUGUCAUGAGAUUGUGACUGCUUUGUUGAACAUUUUGUCGAGUGACAGUUUCCAGAAGUUCAUCAAGCCACAGAUUCUGGCAGUGUUUGGUGACAUUGCACUUGGCAUUGGACUCCCAUUUACAGAUUAUCUCCAAGUAGUAAUGGGUGUCUUGCAGCAAGCAUCACAACUCCAAGUAGACAAGGCGGACUAUGAUAUGGUUGAGUAUCUCAAUGAGCUACGAGAGAGCUGUAUUGAAGGUUAUACCGGCAUCGUUCAAGGCCUUAGCUCAGAUGCUUCUAAAUUUUUACUGCCAUAUCUACCACAUAUUGGUGAUGUUAUUGAACACAUAGCACUUGAUCUUGAUCAUACAGACUCCAAUACGUCUGCAUGUUGUGGCCUUCUUGGUGACUUGUUGAGCAACUUCGGAUCUCAGGUUACUCAUUUGAUAAGUAAGCCAGGAAUUCAGCAGCUCAUACAGGAAGGCAAACGGUCACAGUUGAAUAAGACUAAGAAGCUAGCGAUGUGGGCAUCGAAAGAACUACGGAAGCUUGCUGGAUAGCUUUUAGAGGGCUAGAUUGGGGAGGGAUACAUAGGGCUAUGGUGUUUGUCAUUGUCGCAAGGUGAAGGCAACUUGUCUGUCAUGGUGUUCUCACCCUCUCUUUGUCAAUUGGGAAGGACUGUUCUUUCUUACUUCAUCUCUAAACUCUGGACUGGCUGGCUGGUGAAUAUUGGACAGAAUGGACCUUGGAGCUUGACAGACCUUGCACACUCAACAUCAUGCAACUACUCAUCGACUUGCUAUCUGCUCUGUUUCUGGUCAGCGAGUGAACAGUCUGGAAGACACUCGGCUCUGCUCAUCGUGUGAGCUUGGGGUUGGCCAUAUUCUUGCGCUCGUUCUGACUUCUUGUGUAGUUUUUCAUUCUCUAUAGCUUGCUUGUCUACUACUAAAGCAAAUCUCCACUUUCGUACGAAACCACACACACACACACUUACCUCAAAGCUCCAUAGAAUCCAAGGGACUCAUUUUGUAUUGAAUAAAUGCGCUUCUUGGUAAAACA